CGGCGCGUCUGUGACGUCACUCCGCGCGACGCGAGUUCUUCUACGUCAGCACAAUAGUGCCAACAUGGCGUUCACUCUGUACGCGCUGAUUCAAACAGCGAUAUUAUUCACUAAUGCCAUCGCAGUUCUCCACGAAGAGAGGUUCCUCAGUAAAAUCGGCUGGGGAGCAGAGCAGGGUAUUGGAGGAUUUGGAGAUGAACCCGGGAUUAAAGCACAACUUCUGAACCUUAUUCGCUCUGUCAGGACUGUCAUGAGAGUUCCUCUGAUAGCAGUAAAUGCAGUGUGUAUCGUCUUAUUAAUACUGUUUGGAUGAAGAAGGAAUUGAUGGAUUGCGGUGGAUCAGGAUCUAAUGAGGAACACAGGGAAUGUGGCAAAGGAAAAUGGACUGUUUUAUAUCUGUGGUUCUAAAUGUUGCUCUCCAAUGUCUGAAAAUUGUACCCUGAAUGAUUUACUGUAAGUAGUUUUAUAUAAAAACAAAUACCAGUAAACCUUUUUCUUUUCCAGUUUUGUAACUUGACAGAAGCUCCCGCGUCUGUGCUUGUUGUUUUUGUCACAUCCAAGGUCCAGUAAAGUGUCACCUCCUCAGGCAUUCAUGUGUUUCUCAGAGCAUCAGUGACAUCAGUCAGACAGCUCUGUCUUGUGCUUUGAUUCUGGCACCUGAAAUAUAUUUUUCUUUCUUUAUUUGUUUUGAUUUUCUUUUUUAAUAAAUGUUAAGUUCCCCAAAGCUAAUCUUACAGUGUUUCCAUUUCAAAGACAGCUUGGAAAGUAAACGUUGGGUUUAAUAUUUUUUUAAUAAAGAUUUGGUUAAUGUAGUGUUAUGACAUCAAGCUUUAAUAUGCAACACGUUUGGUUUGAAGGGUUUGACAAGUUUGACCAAAGUAGUUUCUGCCCUUAUGAGCCAGUCAUUUCAUAUUUCAGGUUUAAUAAAGUUGUUUUGUCUUUUCAUCUGUUAA
Cyprinus carpio (common carp) is the source of this 953-nucleotide messenger RNA. It is a transcript of the gene ier3ip1, whose product is annotated as immediate early response 3 interacting protein 1. Gene Ontology annotation, biological process: endoplasmic reticulum to Golgi vesicle-mediated transport. Gene Ontology annotation, cellular component: Golgi membrane; COPII-coated ER to Golgi transport vesicle; endoplasmic reticulum membrane. The record is from RefSeq and is a predicted model, not a curated record. NCBI's taxonomy places the organism in Eukaryota, Metazoa, Chordata, Actinopteri, Cypriniformes, Cyprinidae.